CAUAAGCCUCUCUAUCUAUACUACACUUCGAAUUUGUUCUAAAAUUACGUAGAAUUCCCUUUAAUUUCAUGGCUACUACUUCUUUCUACAUGACCAUACCAAUCUUCAAAAUUCGCUUCUUCUUGUUCUUAUGCUUUUUUGGGAUAGGUUCUUCUCAAUUGUCCUCUGAUUUUUACUCCACAACGUGUCCCAAUGCACUUUCAACCAUUAAGAGCGUAGUGGACUCUGCUGUGAGCAAUGAGGCUCGCAUGGGAGCAUCCCUCCUACGUCUCCAUUUCCAUGAUUGCUUUGUUCAAGGAUGUGAUGCAUCAGUGCUAUUAAACGAUACAACAAGUUUCACAGGUGAACAGACGGCACGUGGCAACGUUAAUUCCAUAAGGGGUUUUGGUGUAAUAGACAACAUCAAGUCUCAAGUUGAGAGCUUAUGCCCUGGUGUUGUUUCUUGUGCUGAUAUUCUCGCUGUGGCUGCAAGGGACUCUGUUGUUGCUCUUGGUGGACCUAGUUGGACAGUGCAAUUGGGCAGAAGAGACUCAACCACUGCAAGUUUAAGUUCUGCAAACUCAGACUUGCCCCGUUUUGAUUUAAGUCUACAACAACUUAGCGAUAAUUUCCAAAACAAAGGUCUCACCACCGCAGAAAUGGUUGCUCUGUCAGGAGGGCACACAAUUGGGCAAGCUCAAUGUUCAACUUUCAGAACAAGGAUUUAUAACGAGACCAACAUAGAUUCCUCUUUUGCAACAUCAUUGCAAGCAAAUUGUCCAAGCGUGGGUGGUGACAGCAAUUUGGCCCCUCUUGACAGCAGCCAAAACACCUUUGACAAUGCUUACUUCAAGGAUUUGCAGAGCCAAAAGGGUCUCUUGCACACUGAUCAAGUGCUCUUCAAUGGAGGAUCCACUGACUCUCAAGUAAAUGGUUAUGCCAGCGACCCUUCAAGCUUCAACACUGACUUUGCCAAUGCAAUGAUUAAAAUGGGGAACAUUAGCCCACUUACUGGCUCUAGUGGCGAAAUCAGGACCAACUGUUGGAAAACCAAUUAAGAUCUUGGGUAUAAUUGUACUAAGUAUAGUGUAAGUUCAGGCUAUUUUUAAAGUUACAAUAGGGACAAACUGUAAUGAUGUCCAAAGGAGAUUCAAAGAUGUCCUUAAACUAAAGUGGUUAUAAGUUAUAGUUUUUAUUUUAUUUCUCUUAAAUUAUUGAGAUGAUAGAUUGAUGGAUGGUAUCCAUUGAUUAACAUCAAUUAAAACUAUAUAAAUGCGUUUCUUUUUUUUUGAAAGAUCAACCAAUCAAUGAAAAAUCUGAGUAUUAAUUUUAA
This is a messenger RNA of Glycine soja, 1312 nucleotides long. Its product is annotated as cationic peroxidase 1-like. Gene Ontology annotation, biological process: hydrogen peroxide catabolic process; response to oxidative stress. Lineage: Eukaryota; Viridiplantae; Streptophyta; Magnoliopsida; Fabales; Fabaceae. The record is from RefSeq and is a predicted model, not a curated record. Bases 69 to 1037 code for a protein of 322 amino acids. Gene Ontology annotation, molecular function: peroxidase activity; heme binding. The transcript has 4 exons.